Molecule: messenger RNA, 3246 nt
Organism: Octopus sinensis (East Asian common octopus)
Lineage: Eukaryota; Metazoa; Mollusca; Cephalopoda; Octopoda; Octopodidae
Product: trifunctional purine biosynthetic protein adenosine-3
Exons: 21
Coding region: 104-3118 (1004 amino acids)
Biological process (GO): adenine biosynthetic process; 'de novo' IMP biosynthetic process
Cellular component (GO): cytosol
Molecular function (GO): phosphoribosylformylglycinamidine cyclo-ligase activity; metal ion binding; phosphoribosylamine-glycine ligase activity
Source: RefSeq, a predicted model, not a curated record
UGGAAACCCACGUGGCGUGUUAAUUAUCUCCCCUUAUUCAUUAUAUCCGUGCUUUCUGUUUUAAAUUUGUAUAUUUGUCACUUUGGAAACUAAGAACCAAAAAAUGAAAACCCAGAAAAUAUUGAUUCUUGGUGGUGGCGGUCGUGAACAUGCGCUAGCCUGGAAGAUUGCUCAAUCUGACCAAGUUCUUAGUGUGUACACGUCUCCAGGAAAUGCAGGAACAGCGCAAAAUGGUAAAAUCACUAAUGUUGAUCUCAAAGUUAAAGACUUCCCAGGAGUUGUCAGUUGGUGUAAAGAGAAUUGUAUAAAUCUGGUGAUUGUAGGACCAGAAGAUCCCUUGGCUGCUGGAAUUGCUGAUUUUCUUCAGGAACAUGGAAUUGAAUGUUUUGGCCCCAGUGCUAAAGCAGCUCAAAUUGAAGCUAGCAAAGAAUUUGCAAAGAAUUUCAUGAUUCGUCAUGAUAUUCCAACUGCUCGUUUCAAGACAUUCACCAAGGCAGAUGAGGCCUGUGAACACAUUCGAAGUGCUCCAUAUAAAGCAUUAGUGGUGAAGGCAAGUGGGUUGGCUGCUGGCAAAGGAGUGGUUGUCGCUAGAUCAGUGGAAGAAGCUUGUCAAUCAGUUAAGGAUAAUCUUGAGGACAAGAUAUUUGGUGCCGCUGGUGAGACUGUCAUUAUUGAAGAAUUACUUGAAGGAGAAGAAGUGUCUUGUCUUGCUUUCACAGAUGGAAAUACUGUUGCUAUGAUGCCUCCUGCUCAGGACCACAAACGUCUUAAAGAUGGGGAUUCUGGACCCAAUACUGGUGGAAUGGGUGCUUACUGUCCUUAUCCAAAGAUUACAGAGUCUGAACUUAAACUUGUUAAAGAGACUGUUCUACAAAAAGCUGUUGAUGGACUGAGAUCAGAAGGAAUGCCAUUUGUAGGGGUUCUUUAUGCUGGUUUAAUGCUUACAGCUGAUGGGCCUAAAGUUUUAGAAUAUAAUUGCCGUUUUGGUGACCCAGAGACGCAGUCCAUCCUUCCUCUGCUCAAAUCGGAUCUUCUCACAGUCUGCACUGCCUGCGUCAACGGUACACUGCAACAUACCAUGCCAGAAUUUGAUUCAGUAUCCAAAGUCCUUGGUGUUGUCGUCGUUAGUGGAGGCUAUCCUGGUUCAUAUAAGAAAAAUCUUCCACUCACAGGUCUUGAAGAAGCUGAGGCAUCUGGAGUGACUGUUUUCCAUGCUGGUACAUCUCUCCAAGAUGGACAGAUAGUGACUUCAGGUGGUCGAGUUUUGGCAGUGGUAGCUAAAGAAAAAGAUUUUCAGUCAGCUUCUGACAAAGCCCAGAAGGGGGCAUCUUUGAUUAAGUUCACUGAUGCAUUUUAUCGAAGGGAUAUUGGACACAAGAUUCUUUCAAGGGGUGUCCAGAACUUUAAUAGUCUGUCCUAUAAAGCAGCUGGUGUUGAUAUUACUGCUGGAAAUUCUCUUGUUGAGUUAAUCAAGCCGUUGGCUAAGGCUACCCAAAGGGAAGGCUGUGAAGCUGCAUUGGGCUCCUUUGGUGCUAUAUUCAACCUACAUCAAGCAAAGUACACAGAGGAACCUUUACUUGUGUCAGGUACAGAUGGUGUUGGGACAAAGCUCAAGGUUGCACAGAACGUUGGCUUUCAUAAAUCUGUUGGAAUCGAUCUUGUUGCUAUGGUAGUCAAUGAUAUUUUGGCUCAUGGUGCUGAACCGCUUUUCUUUUUGGACUAUUUUGCUUGUGCCAAGCUUGAUGUGUUGCAAGCUAGAGAUGUGAUUGAAGGAAUUGCUGAAGGUUGUAAAUUAUCUGGAUGUGCAUUAGUGGGUGGGGAAACUGCUGAAAUGCCUGGUAUGUACCAGAAAGGGGACUAUGAUUUAGCGGGUUUUGCUGUUGGUGCUGUUGAAGCCAAACAAUUAUUACCUCGACUUGCUGACAUUACAGUAGGAGAUGCUGUCAUUGGAUUGGCAUCAAGUGGAAUCCACAGCAAUGGGUUCAGUUUAGUUCGGAAGAUCAUUGAAGUAAACCAACUCUCAUAUGAUAUGCAUUCUCCCAUCUCAUCAGGAAAGACUUUGGGGGAAGAGUUAUUGUGUCCAACUAAGAUUUAUGUGAAAUCUGUUUUACCUCUCAUGAGACAAAACCUUGUUAAAGCGUUUGCACAUAUUACUGGUGGAGGCCUCGUUGAAAACAUUCCAAGAGUUCUCCCUAGAGAUUUAGCUGUUCAACUUGAUGCUAUGGCCUGGAAUGUUCCUCCAAUUUUUGGGUGGCUUCAAAUGAAAGGAAAGGUUUCUGAAAGUGAGAUGGCAAGGACCUACAAUUGUGGAAUUGGUGCUAUACUUAUUGUUGAAAACCAGCAAGCAAACUUUGUUAGGAAAAGUUUAGAAAAUUCUGGAGAAAAAUCUUGGAUUAUUGGAUCAGUUGUUAAACAACAAGAUAACCUGAGUGUUAAUUUGAUGAAUUUGGCUCCAGCAUUGCAGGGCAGUUGUAUUUCAAAGUUAAAAAAUGACCAGAAGAAAAAAGUUGCUGUACUCAUAUCUGGCUCAGGGACGAAUCUCCAAUCACUGAUAAACUUUACCCAAAAUCCACAGAACAAUAGCUCAGCUGAGAUUGCCCUGGUGAUUUCAAACAAGCCAAAUGUCGGAGGUCUUAAUCGUGCUCAACGUGCUAAUAUUCCUACCAUGGUCAUCAACCAUAAGGAAUUCAAAAGCCGAGAAGCGUUUGAUGAAUUUGUUCAUGAAGAACUUAUUCGUGCGAAAAUAGAGAUUGUGUGCCUUGCUGGUUUCAUGAGAAUUCUCUCAGCUCCUUUUGUAAGGAAAUGGCAAGGGGCAAUGCUAAAUGUACAUCCAUCUUUACUUCCAUCAUUUAAAGGAGCGAAUGCACACAAACUAGUGCUUGAAGCAGGUGUAAAAUUGACUGGAUGUUCUGUACAUUUUGUUGCACCUGAAGUAGACUCUGGAGCUAUAUUGGUUCAGAAAUCUGCACCAGUUUAUCCUAAUGACACAGAAGAUACUUUAUCAGAAAGAGUCAAGCAACUUGAACACGUUGCUUACCCUGAAGCUCUUGAGCUUCUUGCUAGUGGAGAGAUUUUAUUGCAAGAAAAUGGUAAAAUAUUAUGGCGAGAUUGGUGUUGAGCCACUUUCACAAUAGCUGGGAAAAGAAUUUGCAUUGCAAACAAAUGUUUACAGGAAAAAAAAAAAGAAAGAAAAACACAAACUGGUUUGCUUAUGAAUCUCAUUAAAAUACUCAGUUUUGUACCCCA